Thlaspi arvense is the source of this 1711-nucleotide messenger RNA. NCBI's taxonomy places the organism in Eukaryota, Viridiplantae, Streptophyta, Magnoliopsida, Brassicales, Brassicaceae. The record is from the annotation of a GenBank genome assembly.
UAAGAAGAGUCAACAAAUAAAAGAUUAAUAUGGAUAGUCUUCAUCAAACUUUCUCCAACUCCUAUUGUUCCACCUUUCACCAUUCCUUAAUCUCUACUUUAUCUCCCAAACCCAAAUCUGAAAACCCCUCUUCACCAACUUAAAACCCUAUUAACUAAUUUCCAACAAAUCAGAUGAUUCAAAUCAAACAAGAAGAGGCCACAAGAUUUAUCCCGGAGAAUCAAGAACGAUGAUAACACAUAAACAGAGAAGAACAGAGAAAGGUUUCUGUUUCAAACACUACUACAAAUGGAUCCUCUGUUUUUCACUCACUCUCUAUUUUCUUGUUUCCUUCUUUGUCGAUCAUGACCAAGAAGAAGACCAUCCUUUGUCUUCUUCUUCUUCAUCCCGAUCAAACCCUCUCUUAACUAACCCUAAACCCAAGCUUCUUGCUUCUCAUGCCGUCUUUGAAUCCAAAAUCCAUGAUAGCACACUUGAGUUUUCCCCUCGACGUCUCAACAUCAAAACAGAUGUAUUCAACAAUUUGAAGAUAUACGUCUAUGACUUGCCUUCCAAGUUCAACGCAGAUUGGUUAGCCAACGAAAGAUGCAGCAACCACCUCUUCGCCGCGGAGGUGGCUCUUCACAAGGCGUUGCUCAGCAUCGAAGGUGAUGUACGGACGAAAAAUCCGUACGAAGCCGAUUUCUUCUUUGUCCCUGUCUAUGUUUCUUGCAAUUUCAGCACCAUCAAUGGCUUUCCUGCGAUUGGUCACGCAAGAUCACUCAUAAAGGAAGCCAUCGGGCUUGUCUCGGCUCAAUACCCGUUUUGGAAUCGAACCAGUGGCUCUGACCACGUCUUCAUCGCCACACAUGACUUUGGUUCUUGCUUCCACACCAUGGAGGAUAGAGCAAUUGCUGAUGGAGUACCAGAGAUUUUGAGAAAUUCAAUAGUUUUGCAAACUUUUGGUGUUACAUUUAAGCAUCCGUGCCAAGAAGUAGAGAACGUUGUGAUACCACCGUACAUCUCGCCGGAAAGUUUGCACAAGACUCAAAAGAAUAUUCCGGUUGCUAAAACUAAAGAACGAGACAUUUGGGUUUUUUUCCGGGGAAAAAUGGAAAUUCGUCCCAAAAACAUCAGUGGACGCUUUUAUAGCAAGCGAAUAAGGACGGAGAUAUGGAGGAGUUACGGUGGUGACCGGCGGUUUUAUCUCCAACGACAAAGAUUUACCGGUUACCAGUCAGAAAUAGCUCGUUCUGUUUUCUGUUUGUGUCCCCUUGGGUGGGCCCCAUGGAGCCCGAGACUUGUUGAGUCGGUGGUUCUUGGCUGUGUGCCUGUUAUUAUUGCCGACGGGAUUCGAUUGCCGUUUCCUUCCGCCGUACGCUGGUCUGAAAUUUCGCUCACGGUGGCGGAGAGAGACGUCGAAAAGCUCGGGGAGAUUUUGGAACACGUGGCGGCUACUAAUUUGUCUGUCAUACAGAGAAACUUGGAGAAUCCGUCUGUUAGGCAGGCACUUAUGUAUAAUGUUCCUCCGAGAGACGGAGAUGCCACGUGGCAGAUUAUGGAAGCUUUGUCGAAAAAAUUGAACAGAUCCAUUAGAAGGUCAAACGCUUUCAUAUAAACCAAUACAUUUUUGACAUGUGUACAUUAUUACUCCUACUUCUUUGAGAAUUCAAAAGACAAAAAUUCUCAUAAAAGUCUACAUUUUAAACCAAAAUUAACAAGUAGCCUAUAA